UGUUCCCUGCGCUCCUCACGUUCCUCUUCUCUAAAACCACUUUUUUUCUUCAGGUUCUCUCACAUUUUUUUUUUCUUUUUCCAAAUGCUUCAUUUUAGUCAAAUUAACUGCCUAACUGUCUAAAAAGUUUUUCAUCACCUUUAUCAGAGUUCUCAUGGAGUGAUCAAUCAUUGUGAAAUUGAAAAAAAAAGUUUUUUUUUUAAAAAGAAAGAAAAUUGAUAACCCAUAGAUCAAGGGAAAAUGUUUUUUUUUUCUCUUUAUGAUGUUUUGCUGCCGUGAGAAAUCACAUAAUUAUGUCAAGCUUUAAUUAAGGAUAUAAUUUAUUCUAAUUCUUGGGCUUGUUUCUUUUCAUGGUUCCAACUUCUAGGAUGUCUGGAAAAAACUAGCCCUAUUUUCUUGUUUUCUUCCUGCAUUUAUUCUUUGGAUUCCUUUUUUUUUGGGUUAUUUAACAGAUGUAGCUUCAAUCUUACUUCUUUAUAUAUUUUACUAUAUAUAGGAUCUGAACCAUCAUUUAUAUUUUAUUGCUAAAGGGGUUCUUUGGUUGGUCGAUCUAGCAGCAUCUUCUUGUGGGUCAGCUCAGUUUCUGCUGUAGUGUCAUUUGAGCAAGAAUCCAAAUUUGUGUUGAAGAAUUUUUGACUAUCUGGGGUUCUUUUGAACCCAAAGAUUUGGCCUCUUCUCUUGAGAAAGAUUGGAUUUUGAUUAUCUGGGGUUCUUUUAACCUCAAAGAUUUGGUCUUUUUCUUGAGAAAGAUUGGAUUUUGAUUAUCCGGGGUUCAUUUAAACUCAAAAAUUUAGCCUUUUUUCUUGAGAAAGAUUGGAUUUUUGUCUCAAGUUUGUGAAUUUUUUGAGGAAAAAGGCUAUUGUUUUAUGUUUCUUUUGGGGCUUGAGUAAUGUUUAUUUCUACGGAAGAUGAAAACAUCUCAUUGCCUUUGGCAAGUGGGAAAGCAUUGGAGAAUUCUUCUCCAAUAGGAUCAAAUCCAGAUUCCUAUGAUGAUGAGUCUUCCCAAGAGAUUCCUUCAACUUUCACAAAUGUCAAUGUGGUUCAAGAAGAUGAAAAGUUUCAGCUUGAGCAGAGGAUUUUGAAUUUAGAAGGUGAAAUUGCGAGUUUGAGGCAUAAAGAGAGAUCUUUGGAUGAAAAAAGAAGAGAAGCAUUGAAUAAGAUACUAGACAUUAAAGGUUGCAUUCGGGUGUUUUCCCGAGUUAGACCAUUUUUACCUACAGAUAAACAGAGAAUUCAUCAACCGAUUUCAGUUGAAUCAGAGAAGAUUGUGGUAAGAUCUGGUGGAAGCAGGAAAGAAUUUGAAUUUGACAAGGUUUUCCCUCAGGAAUCAAUCCAAGAAGAUGUUUUUGCUGAGGUUGAGCCAAUUAUCAGAUCUGCACUUGAUGGGCACAAUGUAUGUAUAUUAGCUUAUGGACAAACUGGAACUGGCAAGACAUACACUAUGGAGGGAAUCACCGAGUCUCCUGGGAUCAUUCCUCGUGUUCUUCAGGAGCUUUUUAACCUUUCCUCUUUAGAUAGCUCGAUUUCAUUUACAUUUUCGAUUAGCAUGCUCGAAGUCUAUUUGGGAAGUAUAAGGGAUUUGCUUGCUCCAAGACCUUCCAGUCGGAAAUACACUGCAUCGAGAUGCAAUCUAAAUAUUCAAACAGAUUCAAAAGGAUCAGUUGAAAUCGAUGGUUUAACUGAGGUAGAAAUCUCUAAUUUUACGAAAGCAAAAUGGUGGUAUCAUAAGGGGAGGCGAGUUAGAUCCACAUCGUGGACGAAUGUAAAUGAAACAUCCAGCAGAUCGCAUUGCUUGACGAGAAUCAAUAUAUAUCGCUAUGGGGAUGCUUUGGGAGUUAAAGCAGAAGCAAGCAAACUGUGGAUGGUUGACCUUGGAGGGAGUGAGCGGCUACUUAAAACGGGAGCUACUGGACAAACCCUUGACGAGGGGAGGGCGAUAAAUCUCUCUCUUUCUGCACUAGGUGAUGUUAUUGCAGCUCUUAGAAGAAAGAGAGGCCAUGUUCCUUAUAGAAAUAGCAAAUUGACACAAGUUCUCAAGGAUUCUUUAGGUGACAGAUCAAAAGUUUUGAUGGUAGUCCAUGUUAGCCCAUAUGAAGAGGAUGUUGGAGAGACGACAUGCUCCUGUACCUUUGCAAAGAGAGCAAGAGCAGCAGAAUGCAACAGAGAAAUCUCAGAAGAAUCAAAGAAGCAAAGAGAAAAGAGGAUUGCCGAGCUUGAGGAGCAAAUGAAGGAAGCUGAAGAGGGAUGCACAUUACUUAGGACUCAAAUACAGAAGGCUGAUUUUUUAUUGAGUGAGAACAAAAGGCUUUUCGUGAAGAAAUAUCAGCCACUUGAAGAUGAAGAAACCUUUUCUAUAACCCCAAAGGAAAACAUCGCUGAAAUCACAGCAACUCCAAGAAAUUCUGAGGAGGCUAAAACAAAUGUCACUAGCUCAGUGCCUCGAUUCAUGAGUUCCACGGUUGCCAGUCGAAUAAGGGAGACUACAGCAGAAAGGGAAAUCCACAGCAGACCAAAAAGUGUGAGAUCAUGGGCUAGGAGCUCUAUGCAAAUUUCUGGUUCACAAUCAAACAGCUUUGAUCGUCGUUUCAAAGCUCAGCUACGAACUUCAAAUAAAAGAUCACGUUAUAGUGAGACUACUACCAUAGCAGGGGAUAUUAAGUAUGGUGAUGAUUCAGAUAUUAAGCCAUCUGUCUUACCACAAAGCAAGACUAUCGCGCCCUCGGAUCCAAAGCCUAGAAGACCACUAGCUCACCACAGAAGGAGGAUGUCUGAUCUGCUCUAACUAUUAUAAGAGUUGGUCAAAGGUGCUUUAGUUUUUUUGUUUUUUUCCUUUUGGUGUUUUUUGUUUGGUGUUGCUGCUGCUACUACCAUUGAUGUGGAAGUAAUUCAAGACUGCUAGAAAAAUUCUUUGGGGGUUCAUGUGUUAUAGGUGUGACAUUUCUUGGGGUAGGAUUAAUAUUAUACUUUGCAAAAAGAAUGUUUUUUUUGAGCUUGUGUUUUUACAUCAAGUCUCAUAUUAUUGAGACUGUGUGAAGAAAGUGCAUGCAUGGAAAGAGAUUUUCAAUUCAUAUUGUAACCAUAAAACAUUGUUACUGCAGUUCAGAAUGUAUUAAAAAAAACUGACUAUUUGAAGUU
Messenger RNA from Solanum dulcamara, 3135 nucleotides. RefSeq names its product kinesin-like protein KIN-14U. Lineage: Eukaryota; Viridiplantae; Streptophyta; Magnoliopsida; Solanales; Solanaceae. The record is from RefSeq and is a predicted model, not a curated record. Gene Ontology annotation, biological process: microtubule-based movement. Gene Ontology annotation, molecular function: microtubule binding; ATP binding; microtubule motor activity.